Saxophila tyrrhenica is the source of this 2484-nucleotide messenger RNA. RefSeq lists its product as uncharacterized. The transcript has a single exon. Bases 1 to 2484 code for a protein of 827 amino acids. NCBI's taxonomy places the organism in Eukaryota, Fungi, Ascomycota, Dothideomycetes, Mycosphaerellales, Extremaceae. The record is from RefSeq and is a predicted model, not a curated record.
AUGGCGCGCCGCAGCUCAGCGCGUCUGCGCGGGCGGAACUCGUCAACACCCAAGCGUGUCUCCCUCUCCCACGAUGCGCCGCUUCACACGCCACGCACCGUCCCUGCGAAGCUCAGCUCCCUGCAGGAGAAUGAUGAAAUGCCAGGCGCAUUCCCAAAUUCUGCCUCCCCGGCGCCGCGACGCUCAAUCGACGAGUCGAAGCAGACCACGAAAAUCCCCAUGAAUUUCGGAGCAACCACGCCUAAGCACAACACACCCAUCAGACCAACAGCAGAGGAAAUGCAUCCCGAGAAGCACCAUCAAAGCACUGCGAAGCCCAUGGAAGAGGCGCGCUGGCUGGGCUUCGCAAACAUGGCGCCGCACACUGAGCCGCCGAAGCACGCAAGCAGGAUCGCGACCCUCCAAGGCACGCCUACACGGUCCACCAGCACUCGAAAGCCAACCGCGGACUCGCCAAAAAUCCAGUUCAGCUUCCAGCGCGAGCAGUCACUCGAGCUGAGUCCAGCCGCGAAGAAACUGAUGAGUGAGAAGCGGGAAGAGGCUGCCAAGAUCAGGGAGCAGAUGAUUGCUAGUGGUGCAAACGCAGAGGAUGCAGCGGCAGCUGGGAGGAGAAUUGCGACUCCGCGCGGGAAGAAGGGCCGUUUCAGCGAAGUACAUCUGGAAGAGUUCAAGAAGAUGGAUUCGAUUGCUUCACAUCCAUCGGCAAUGCGCGCAGCUACUCACAAGACGAGCGCCAAUGGCACGCCAAUUCGCGUCCAGACGGAGAGCCAAAAGGUUCAGGCCACACCAAGCCCGGUGAAGUCUCUCAAGCGCAGUCCGUCGAAGGCUCAGCUUGAUGAGCCUCUUCCCAAGCAGCAGCAACUCUCGCUCCCACGAUCCUCUUCCAAGCCAACUUUCCUCCCGCAUGGUGCACCCUCAAGCACAUCGAAAGAGGAGAAGAGUGCACCCGAUGAUAGCUCGUCGCCAGCUAAGCGCGUUAAGAGAUACGAGGCCCAGGAUGUGUCGAUAGCACGACCAUCGUCCAAACAGUCCGACAAACCGAAUCCGUCUACACCAACUGCAACGGCCAAGGCCACAAAGCAUGUCAACUUCUCCAACAUAGCCUCACCAACACAGUCCUCCUUGUCCCGCAACGCGAGCGUCAAGACUACCAACACCUCGAAAAUCCCAGGACCGCAACUCACGCGCUCACCUUCGAAGCCGCAGCUCCAGGACAACAGCACGCAGUCCACGCAGCUCGUGCGCUCACCCUCCAAGCCGGAGCUUCAGGAUAACACCACGCAAUCCACACCACUUCUGGCUCGCUCGCCAUCAAAGGCAUGCCUCUUCUCUCGCCCGACUGCCGGUGCCUCCCAGGAAGCCGAGCAGCCAGCCAGUCCACUUCUUCAGCGCUCCCCGCUCAAAGGUUCUCUGCUCAAGAAGUCCUCAGACAGCAACGAGUCCAGUGGACCGCAAAUCUCGUAUCCUGCUCUUCUCUCCCAGUCGCCCAAGAAGGGGUCAGUGGCUAAGGACCACAGCUCAGAGGGGGCUAAAGAAAAGCCUGCUCCUGCUACUCCCCUGCUCGCUCGUACGCCUGCGAAGAUUACCAUGCCGACCGAGCGGACCGAGGAGGCGACUACGAAGAUCCCAACGACUGGAAGCAAGUUACUGGGCCGCUUCAACCUUCUCCGUGCCUCUCCGAUGAAGUCAAUCCUCCGCUCUCCCCACCGUAUGUAUUCGGACGAUCCUUUGAAGGUGGCCGCUGGCACCCACCUGGCUACUCCACCAAAGAUCACCAGCAAGCAAGGCAAGGGUUCUGGUGAAGGAGUCACUUCCUCCUUGCAGAAGCGUGUCGACUUCAGCUCAUCUACCAAGGCUCGUUACGAACGUGCUCAGAGCGAGUUGAGCAGCACGCCGUCGAAGGGUCCGACGCCAUCGCCAAAGCCUGGUCGUGAAGCGGAGGAGUCGCCUAAGCCAACCGGACUGUACCCGGAACUGCCUUCUCAGAUGAGCACACCGACCGUCUCGCCACAGAAGCGCCGUCAGACAGCCACGCCGGCCGACUUCACCUUCCGUGCUGGCCAGCAAAACAUCAUCUUCAGCCAGUCGCCAAACGCACCUCCAUCGGCUGCCAGCAGCAAGCGCUCGUCUACCAUCCGUCACGUCUCAGCCGAGCCUCAGCUCCCGUCCGCCCCUAUGCUCGCUCCAGCUACCACAGCCAAGAAGCGCAAGUUCGACUUCGAGAACGACAACGCCGCGGAUACUGAGAAGAUUGUUGAGGCGUCGGACAAGGAGAACGCUGCAGAGGAGGAAGCCGACCGCCCGGCGAAACGUGUGAAGCACAGUGAGCCAUCGCCUGCGAAGCCAGCCACGAAGCCGUCUACGCGCCGUCCAACGCUUGGUGUGAAGCCCAAGAAGGGAGAGGAGGUUCCCAAGGAGAAGAAGGCUUCGACGAUCAGUCGCGCUAGGCUGAACGCUCUCGCUCAGCCGAAGCGUAAGGCAUAA